Molecule: messenger RNA, 372 nt
Organism: Cannabis sativa
Lineage: Eukaryota; Viridiplantae; Streptophyta; Magnoliopsida; Rosales; Cannabaceae
Exons: 2
Coding region: 1-372 (123 amino acids)
Source: RefSeq, a predicted model, not a curated record
AUGACCUCAUCAUUAUUGGCCAUGAUGAAGCAGAUUCGUCAAACAAAGAAGAAUUUGUUAGUUCGCUUCCAAAUGAAUGAGCUUGGAGAAUUAAAACACUUUCUUGGAUUAGAAGUUAAUCGAACUGAGGAAGGUUUAUUUCUCUGUCAGCAAAAGUAUGCUAUAGAUUUGCUACAAAGAUUUGGAAUGCUCGAGUGCAAGCCCAUAUCAACACCUAUGGAAGCUAAUGCUAAGUUUUGUGCUCAUGUUGGGCAAGACUUGCAAGAUAGAGCAAUGUAUCGACAAGGUACUCUCUUUUAUAAGAAAAGUGAUGAGAUUAAGAUCGUUGGCUACUGCAAUGCUGAUUAUGCUGGAGAUCAUGACACAAGAUGA